AUGCAAGACUCCUCCGACUACCAAUCAACGUGGAGCGUUGACGAGUCUAGCCUGUACCAAACGCACUUAUACCUUGACUCUUCUACUCUCCACUCGCCAAAGGCGGACGCCGACCCAGCUCCCGACGUCUUUGGAACGUAUCAAGGUGAAUAUAACGGCUACCCACCGAGUCUCGCAGAACCAGCAGGCGGCUCGAGGGGUUACUAUCCUCAACCCGGAAUACUGAAUGGGUUUCUCGCACCUGAACAUGCAGCGGAUACCCACACCCCUGCAUUCACAGCGAAAACCUUGUCCGGUCCUAGGGAUUAUGUCCCCCUGACCCCAGAUGGUUACGACAACCCGCCCUCUUCAUCAUUGGCUCUCGCCAAGCAGUCACUCGAUGGGGCAUUGGUGCCCUCCUCGAGUGCGGAUAGCAUCUUAUGGGGGCAAUCAACGUUGAAUGUUCCCUUCGCAGCGGAGCUCGUGCGUGGCCAUAACCUUCCUUUCCCGCCCGCACCUCCAGUCGCACCCCUAGUCGCACCCCCAGUCGCAGCUCUUGUCCAGUCGACUGCCCAGCAGAUAGCAGUUCCACACUAUCCCGAUCCAUAUGAACUACUCUGCCAAAUGCGGGAUUGGCCUCCAACCACACGGGGUGAUAAGCUGUACAAGAAAUUUCCAAAGGAUCAUCGUCCCCGUAAACAUUCCAUAGGUUAUGUCAAAUGUCGCCUCCAAUACGAGGUACCCAAGGAUGGCCUGGCGGUUUGGCGACAGAGUCAAUGUAAUCAGAUAAUAAGGAAGGGAGACUAUAAACGCCAUUUACUUGAGAUGCACCUCGGAACUUCUCGUGUAUCUGGUGUCAAGGAGCACAGGGAUGCUGGAAUUCGCCUCCGUAUACAAGAGCAUGAAAAUUCACUCCUCUAA
Messenger RNA from Serendipita indica DSM 11827, 900 nucleotides. The record is from the annotation of a GenBank genome assembly. Lineage: Eukaryota; Fungi; Basidiomycota; Agaricomycetes; Sebacinales; Serendipitaceae.